Paraphaeosphaeria sporulosa is the source of this 666-nucleotide messenger RNA. RefSeq lists its product as uncharacterized. NCBI's taxonomy places the organism in Eukaryota, Fungi, Ascomycota, Dothideomycetes, Pleosporales, Didymosphaeriaceae. Bases 105 to 269 code for a protein of 54 amino acids. The record is from RefSeq and is a predicted model, not a curated record. The transcript is spliced from 2 exons.
UAUUCCACAACAUUGAUGCCCUUGGCCCGGUGUGGCAUCUGCUCGAUACUGCUCGAGGUUCUUCUUUUCAAUCCACGAUGAAGACGCUCAGAUGAUUGGGAGGAAUGAGCCGGGAAUUUACAGUCAAAUAUUACCAAGUGAUCAAACGACGAGUGCGGGAGGUCAAGGGCGGCCUGCAUAUGCGUCUCUACUCAUGUGUUCUUUCGACUUCGCAAGAAUUGCAGAGCUCCAACACGCCGAUGAGUGGGAAGAGGUUAGUCUGCUUUUGAACAACGCAGCUUCCCCUUCUCCACAUCGCCGGCUCCACGGCUGAGUGCAUACUCAAAGCCGGGUUCCAGAAAGUUAGCCUACUGGUUUGGGCUAGAAGUCAUUGUCGCUGACGAGCAGCGCCGCCAAGCUGUACACAAUUCGAUAUACACCGGGCUCGUAUACGGCGUCAUCAGGGAAUCCUCUCAGGAGAUCUAUCGACGAGUUACCUCAGAGUUUGCUCGUGCGGAAUGUUUGUCCCUCGGCUGUACCGAGAUAGCGUUUUUGAUUCAUGAGGCACAUAGUGAUAUACCGGUUUUUGACACUACAACAAUACAUGCAACCGCCGCUGCGGACUGGGCGAUGAAGGCAGAAAAUGAGUAAGGGGAGUUUAGUACCUCGCCAGCAAUUUUGAUACAC